Messenger RNA from Xiphophorus couchianus (Monterrey platyfish), 3642 nucleotides. It is a transcript of the gene tdrd1, whose product is annotated as tudor domain containing 1. The record is from RefSeq and is a predicted model, not a curated record. Bases 157 to 3630 code for a protein of 1157 amino acids. Lineage: Eukaryota; Metazoa; Chordata; Actinopteri; Cyprinodontiformes; Poeciliidae. The transcript has 26 exons.
CUUAAGCAACACGUGAACGCAAGUUGGCCAUUAAAUAACAAACUUUAACCGUGCAAAUACUUUAUCUUAUUGUUGAAGUAGCGGUUUUUUAAAAGUUUUAUGAAGAAAGUUUUGUUCCUUCAUACCAAAGAACUUUUGUAAGUUAAGGUCGUAGACAUGAAACAGACUCUUCUUACAACCCCGGUUCGACCCAACCGACCGCUGAGGAAACCUUCGUCCAGUCCGGGCUUGCCUUCAUCAACUCCGCCAAGAUUCCCCAGCAUGACCUCCGCUCCGCCCGUACGCUCCGCUGGAAAUGGUCCCGCCAGUUUUCCAGCAGGCACAGUCACCAGUUCAACAUUGCCAGGAUUGGUUCCUCCAGCCCUUACUGUGUACUUCUGCAACUUCUGUGGUCAGCAAGGGAAUUUCCGCUGUAAGCGCUGCAAGAAAAUGCCUUAUUGCUCUGCAGUGUGUCAGACGGAGGACUGGAAGGAACACAGACACAUCUGCAAACCUGUUGACCCAGAGCCGGCAAGAGAGCAACCCAAGGAAAACGUAGCUUUACCAGGGACUGGCCCCAGGGAAAACAUCGCAGAAUCGAAGGCUAGUGAAUCAUCCAGCUAUAAGAAGGUCUACUUAAAAGAUUUACAUGCUUCUAAAGUCACCAGUGGGAUGGACAUUCAGGCCACUGUUGUUGAGUUCUGCAGCCCUGACAGGUUUUACAUCCUUCCUCAAGACCCAGAGGUCCUGGAAGCUCUACAAAUAAUAAGCACAGAGCUUCAGAAAACCUGCAGCAUCUCCUCAGGAACAGCUUACGGUCCCUGUGAUGGAGAAGUCUGCACAGUUCAGUUUUCUGUUGACAAGAAUUGGUACAGAGGCUUGGUCCAGACUGUAGCUGCUGACAAGAAGACAGCUAGUAUCCUUUACAUUGACUUUGGCAAUGAAGAGAAUGUCCCAAUUGAAAGGAUCCAACCCCUCCCUGCUAAUAUUCAACAUUUCUGCCCAUGUGCAAUGGAGUGCAGGAUUGCAGGUGUGGUGCCGGUGGUUAACAAAUGGUCAGACGAAUGCUGCAUUACCGUCAGACAGAUGCUGACUGGUAAGGCUGUCACUGUGAAGCUGUUGGAAGCGACGGAGAAAGAAGGUGUCCACGCUGUGGAUAUCGUGCUGUCAAUGAGAAUGAUGCUGAGCUCAUUCCUAAUCAAGAACGGAUUUGGACAAAGAGAAACCACCAGUGUGCCACCAACUGAGCAAGACAUAAUUGCUAUGUUGAGCGCAUCAUUUGAAAAUUACAAGCGCCUCUCUGACGGGAAGGAUGACAAUGAAUGGGCUCAACCACCGGAGCCGCUCACACAGGCAGUAGGAGACCAGUUCUUGGUUGUGCUCACACACUUCGUGUCACCCAGUGAUCUUGUAGUGCAGAAGGUGGAGAACGCAGAACUUAUCAGGGAUUUGCAGCUGAAGCUGAGAGAUCACUGCGCUCAGAUUUCUACCCCGCAGAACUUCAGACCUGCUCCUGGAACGGUUUGUUGUGCCCAGUUCUCAGAGGACAAGCAGUGGUACAGGGCGAAAGUUCUGGCUUAUCCAUCAGAGGAACGAGUGUGUGUCGCCUACCUCGAUUUUGGCAAUUCUGAGGAGGUCGAUUUAAGCCAGUUGCUCCCGAUUACCCCUGCACUCCUGACCAUCCCAAUGCAGGCUAUCCUAUGUGCUCUAGCAGGAGUGCAUCCUGUUGGGGAGAACUGGUCGAGGGAUUGCAUUUUGUCGCUGCAGUGUCAGCUGUCAAACAGAUUACUUCGACUGAAGAUCCAUGGAGUGCAGGAGGGAAAGACGCUGGUUUCCAUGGUAGAUGAGGCCAGUGAUCCUCAGGUUGAUUUCGCUGAGCUCCUGAUUACUGCAUGCUACGCCACACCUGCUUCCGACUCUGCCUCUGCUAACCUGCCGGCUGAGGAGACGACUGCACCUGCAGAGACAAGUGUGCCUCCUGCCGUGCCUGAACCUCUGGUUUGGACUUCUGCUGAGCUUCCCUCCGAUGGCCAGACGGUGACACUGUUCACCAGCAUUGUGGAGAGUCCCGGAAGGUUCUACUGCCGCCUCGCUGAUCCAGAAGGGUUGAAGAAGUUCAUGGAGCUGGAGGCUCAGUUAAAGCAGCACUGUGAGGGGGAAGCUUCUCCCUACUUUCCCAAAGUGGGAGAACCGUGCUGUGCUCCAUUUUCUGGCAGUGGAUCUUGGUGCCGAGCUUUGGUGAACGGACGGUCCGAUGACGACGUUGGUGUAUAUUUAGUGGAUUACGGUCACAACAUGACUGCUAAAAGCAGCCACCUUCGAUCCAUCACACCUAAACUCCUUACACUCCCUUUCCAGGCUGUUUGCUGCUGGCUUGCAGGUGUGGAUCCUAUUGGGUCAGAGUGGAGCAGCGAAGCCCUGCUCUGGUUCCAGAACCUGCUGGAUGGGGAGCAGCUAAGCGCCCGGGUCCUCUCCGUCACGGAGCAGGGCUAUGGCCUGGAGGUCAUUAGCAGAGGUCAGAACAUCGCAGCGGCUCUCAUUGCUGAGCAGAUGGCCAAAGCGAUCGGAGUACCUGUCGGAGCGAAGCAUGAACAGGUAGAAUCCACGACGACAAAAGAAAAUGGUGGGAAUGAACAAGAGGACAGCGUUGAAGUGGCAGGUGGAAUUCAAACAGCUGUGGCAUCAGAAAUUGCAGGUUUCCCAGUUGACUGGAAGACAGUGGAGCUGCCUCUGAAUGAGAGCUUUCAGCCGUACGUCGCAGGAGUCAUUAGUCCUUCUCUCUUCUACGUCCUCGGCCCUACGCAAAUCGACCAGAACAAGCUCCAGGAGGUGAUGAAGGAAGUGGCCGCCUACUGCAGCAUCUACCAGGGCACUUUAUCCACAGGGAUGAAGAGCAGACCGUCUGCCGGGGCUGCAUGUUGCGCUCAGUUUUCUGGUGAUAAAAACUGGUACCGUGCUGUGAUCUUGGAAGUUGGUGAGAAUGAGCUGAGCGUCAUCUACGCCGACUAUGGGAACACUGAGAAGGUCCCAUCCUCCCAGAUCCUGCCCAUCCCUGCCCACCUGCUGCAGCUCCCUUUCCAGAUAAUUCGCUGCACCCUCGCUGGUGGAGAAAACUUUCCAGAACAGUGGCCAGAAGAAGUGCUGCAGGCGUGUCGAGCUGAGCUGGUGAAUGCCGUCCUAGCCAAAGUCCAGUCUUUUGACGGCUCUGCUAAUGCUCUGUCUCUCACUCUGCCUGCUGAGAGAGAUGGAGUUCAGCUGACCUCUCUGGUUCUGGAUAAGCUGAAUGCUUUCAACAAGACCAACCCAGACACCAACCAGAAGCUUGACGACGCUCCAGGUGUUCCUGACGGCCCCCAGUCCAAACUUGUCCCCGAGCCCCAGUUAGAGCUGGAACACAAACCAGCACCAGUUGAUACCACUGGGUCUACGAAGCCGGCUGAGCUGACAAUUGUUUCUGAAGCACCAGUCUGCGAUUCAGUGAAGAAGAUUAUUGACCAAAUGGAGCCGCCGUACCAAAAUCAUUUGAAUGGUUCUGAUCAUAAAGUCUAUGCUUGCUGCUGUCAGAGCCUCAAAAAACAGAUCAGCAAUCUGGAGCAGGUGAUGCAGCUGCAGCUUGCUCUCAUCAAGCAGUUGGUUGGACAGAUUAAAUAAGAUUAUACAUAA